Molecule: messenger RNA, 484 nt
Organism: Solanum verrucosum
Lineage: Eukaryota; Viridiplantae; Streptophyta; Magnoliopsida; Solanales; Solanaceae
Exons: 6
Coding region: 1-330 (109 amino acids)
Cellular component (GO): cytoplasm
Molecular function (GO): protein phosphatase inhibitor activity
Source: RefSeq, a predicted model, not a curated record
AUGGGGGAUGUCAAAGACCAAAUAGAAGGAGCAGAAAAUUCAAUGCCAUCUUCCAAACAGGAAGAGGAAGUUGUUAAAAAUAAAUAUGGAGGAAUCAUGCCAAAGAAACCACUUCUAAUCUCUAAGGAUCACGAGCGUGCUUAUUUUGAUUCUGCUGAUUGGGUUCUUGGAAAGCAAGGCGUAGAGAAGCCUAAAGGGCCACUUGAGGCACUUCAGCCAAAGUUGCAGCCAACACAGCAACAAUCCCGAUACCGCAAGUCUCCUUGUGCUCCAUUCUUGGGUGAAGAUGGAAAUAAUGCCCCAUCUGAGGAUGCUACUGCAAAUGAAUGAGCAGGUGAUUCUCUAGCUUGUGAUGUUCUUUGUUAUAUACAUGUAUGUGCAAUUUCUGUUCAGGAUUAAGAAAACAAUAUUAAGGAUAUAGAGGUGUUUUCAUCUUUAUUUGAGGCAACCAAAUGAGUAUUUGUUGGCUGGUUGAUGUGUUGUA